AUGCAGAGACGCCCUCCAGGAGCACUCAGCACUAUUAUCGGUCCGCUUGAAGAGGAAGAUUUCUCUGAAGAUUAUGACACAGAUGAUGAUACCAAUGACUCGGAUGCAGACGCGGACAAAGAUGACCAGCCCCCGGAAGCGAAUCUCGCGGAUCCACUUCUCCUUAGCCCUCCUACAGACGACGAUCUGCGAGUGCUUUGGGCAGAGGUUGUCUAUGGAAGUGUGGGCUGGUCCAGACGCUUCCCGAACUACCCGAGAAGGAAUCAGGUAAAGGAGCAUGCCCCUUCAGAUGAGAAGAUGGAUGUUCCUCUUCAAAGUCAGGCAAACACGUCGGAGACAACGCGUCCAGACAAAGAACGCGCACUUUGUCUGGACGCGGCGGCAUCGACAAUGCCACCACAUGAGGAACGAAUUCUGGCUGUUCCAUCUAUUCCCGCGGAUGAUGCCUCGUGCACAGCACUUCAUCUUAUUCAAGCCUCACUGCCCAGCAAAGCAACUGUUUCCGAGGAAGGCAUAGUAUUGUUUGAUCCUGAUCGCUCGGGGCACUUCGAAACAAUCAGCGUGCUCGGCAAGAGACAGAGGACAUCUGCCGAUGAGCCUGAAGUUGUUAGGAUACGAAGAGACGUGCAGUCGCCUUCAUUCAAAAGGCAACGUAUUAACGUGCCCAAUGCUGAGGUUCCUGCAUCUCCUCCCAUCUCACCGCCCAUGGAAACUGAUAAUGUUCAUACUCAGGAGACAUUGUUUACUGCGCCCUCGUCAACGCCCCUUGACCGGGCUCCUCCAGCAGAUUCUGCAGGCCCAGUCAUAGCCGGUCACAAAACUCCUGAUGCUCAGGCUAUUUUCUCCAACCGGAACAUCAACACAGUGCUGGAUACCGAAUCUUUCAGGAUAACAUUGCCCUCAUCAUCUGAGCCGCAGUGCAUAGAAUCGUCUGUAAGAUUGAACUCUGAGAACCAAACUGACGAAAGACAAGGACAUGGGUCAUCGAUCGCAAAACAGAACAUGGACUCGUACGCGGACAAGAUGCGUGCUGCUCCAAUGAAAUUCUUAGCAAGAAUGAGCGGCAUAUCGAAAAAGCGUACUGCUGUCAUCGCUGAUCAACCGCUUUCCUCUCGACGCCUCAAUCCGGUCGUUAAUGCUGAACAUGACCAAGAAAGACCGUCGAUGAAACAGAAAAGGCAGGAUGUCGAUGCUGAUCCUGUCUCUGGGACAAAGUCGAUUCAUCCGUUAGAGCGGUCUACUACCAAGAGACAGCGCAUCCACUCGACCAUACGCUCCACCGCUCAGCAUGGCCGCGGUCGUAACAGUCGCAUUUGA
This is a messenger RNA of Laetiporus sulphureus 93-53, 1317 nucleotides long. RefSeq lists its product as uncharacterized. NCBI's taxonomy places the organism in Eukaryota, Fungi, Basidiomycota, Agaricomycetes, Polyporales, Laetiporaceae. The record is from RefSeq and is a predicted model, not a curated record. The transcript has 7 exons. The coding region runs from base 1 to 1317 and encodes 438 amino acids.